This is a messenger RNA of Penicillium argentinense, 345 nucleotides long. RefSeq names its product cyclin-dependent protein kinase regulatory subunit CKS1. The coding region runs from base 1 to 345 and encodes 114 amino acids. Gene Ontology annotation, molecular function: protein kinase binding; ubiquitin binding; histone binding. Gene Ontology annotation, biological process: regulation of mitotic cell cycle. The record is from RefSeq and is a predicted model, not a curated record. Lineage: Eukaryota; Fungi; Ascomycota; Eurotiomycetes; Eurotiales; Aspergillaceae. Gene Ontology annotation, cellular component: SCF ubiquitin ligase complex; cyclin-dependent protein kinase holoenzyme complex. The transcript has 4 exons.
AUGGACAUCGAUCCCACCAGAAGAAACAAGAAACCGCGCCUCUUGCUAGAGUCGGAGCGCGAGCGGCUGGAUGAGUUCAUAGAUUCCAUUCACUACUCGGCAAGGUAUUCCGACGACAAAUUCGAGUAUCGCCACGUGCAGCUGCCGAAGAACAUGCUGAAGAAGAUCCCCCAAGAUUACUUUGACAGUGCGAAGGGAACAUUGAAGCUCCUGUGGGAGGAAGAAUGGCGAGCGCUGGGCAUCACACAGAGUCUGGGCUGGGAGCACUAUGAGGUGCACGAACCGGAGCCUCAUAUCCUGCUAUUCAAGCGUCCCCUCAACUACCAGCCUCCUCUGGCGCAAUAA